Bombus huntii is the source of this 699-nucleotide messenger RNA. Its product is annotated as COX assembly mitochondrial protein homolog. The transcript is spliced from 3 exons. The record is from RefSeq and is a predicted model, not a curated record. Lineage: Eukaryota; Metazoa; Arthropoda; Insecta; Hymenoptera; Apidae. The coding region runs from base 152 to 496 and encodes 114 amino acids. Gene Ontology annotation, cellular component: mitochondrion.
CGCAGUCUGCUGGAGGAACUAGCAUUUAUACUUAUGUAGUAUUGUUCAUAGAUGUUAAUGGUAAUAUUUUGAAUUCAACAAUAAUGACUGAUGUUCAAACCGCACCUCGUGCUAAAUAUGGAGGAGGACCGCUUAAUUUAGGUGCAUAUCGAUGCAUUUAAUACAAACAUGUUUUUCAGGAGAUCCUGAUGAUAAACAUUUAAGAAAGGUAGAAAAAGACGUUCUUAUACCACAAAGAAUGCGAGAUAAAGCAAAAACCGAAAAAUGUGUUGCGGAAGUUGAACGGUUUUCAGAAUGCUGUAAAAAUGCUAGUGUUCUUAUGACUUUCCAAUGUCAAAAGGAAAAUGCUGCAUUAAAAGACUGUUUAUCACAAUGGUAUAAUGAUCCAGAUUUUAAAGCAGAAUGUACACAAGAAUAUUUAGAUGAAAGAAGUGAAUACCGGAGAACUGGUAUUGCUAAAAGAUUAAAAAGCAGCAGAUACCAAUCAUCAACAUAAGUUAAACAUAAUAUAAUAUGAGUUCCAAGCAAUGUACAUAUAUAUAUAUAUAUAUAUAUAUAGUAGCAUUAUUAUCUUUAUUUGACCAAAAUAUGAAUUGUUUUGCUUAAAAAGAAUAUAGAAAAUAUAUAGAAAAACAAUGGUUCUAGAUUUAUAUAUGUAUACAUUUACAACAAUAAUAAACAUGUUAAAUAUCAAAUCAA